Molecule: messenger RNA, 348 nt
Organism: Uncinocarpus reesii 1704
Lineage: Eukaryota; Fungi; Ascomycota; Eurotiomycetes; Onygenales; Onygenaceae
Product: nonhistone chromosomal protein 6A
Exons: 4
Coding region: 1-348 (115 amino acids)
Source: RefSeq, a predicted model, not a curated record
AUGCCCAAGGAGAAGACCACUAGACAGGCCGCCAAAGGUCGUCGCGACAAGAAGAAGAAGGACCCCAACGCGCCAAAGCGUGGUCUCUCCGCCUAUAUGUUCUUCGCCAACGAGCAGCGUGAGAAUGUUCGCGAGGAAAACCCUGGCAUUUCCUUCGGCCAAGUCGGUAAACUCCUUGGAGAACGCUGGAAGGCACUGAGCGACAAGCAACGUGCUCCCUACGAAGAAAAGGCUGCCGCGGACAAGAAGCGCUAUGAGGAUGAGAAGGCUAGUUAUAAUCAAGCUCCGGAGGAGGACGAAGAAUCCGCCUUAGAUAUCGGAAGGAUGAAGUUUGAUCUAGGCUUGUGA